Molecule: messenger RNA, 901 nt
Organism: Daktulosphaira vitifoliae (grape phylloxera)
Lineage: Eukaryota; Metazoa; Arthropoda; Insecta; Hemiptera; Phylloxeridae
Product: centriolar and ciliogenesis-associated protein hyls-1-like
Exons: 3
Coding region: 356-853 (165 amino acids)
Biological process (GO): cilium assembly
Cellular component (GO): centriole; non-motile cilium
Source: RefSeq, a predicted model, not a curated record
UUGUUAUUUAUCAGUGGAUAAAAAACUGAAUCACUAUAGGAACUAAUUCUUUUCAUAAACGUGCACAGUUUUAAAAUAUUACAAUUGUUGGGUUUUAACGAUUCGAGAUAACCGUUUUCUGAAGUGAUAUUAUUUCCAUUGUGUAUUUAAACAGAAAUAUAAAAUAUUUUUUAAUUCUGAAAAUAUUGUCGAUAAUAUAACUUAUAAGUUUUCUGUUUUAAUUAAACUGAAUUAAAUACUCAAAUUUUAUUUUUAUUUAUUGUAUUAUUUAUCAAAAAGUUAUUUUUAUAAGUUUUUCUUUAUUUACUAAAAAAUUUGUAUCUUUUUAUAUAUUAGUCUUUUGUAUGACAUUAAAAUGGAAUUCGAUGAUAAAGAAGUUGAACGACACCUGGAAGCACUAGGAUUUGAAAAUAUAGACCCUCUUAUGCUACAAACAUUUAUUAAAGAUUUAAAAAAAUUAAUCAUAUAUGAAAGAAAAAAGAAGAAAAAAGAUACAAUCUCACAAAUGGAAACAAAUGAAUAUAAAAUUGAAGAAAAAAUUCAAAAACAGAUUAUCAAUUGCAAUUGUACAUGUUGUACUUUAAAAAAUCAAGAUGUAUUUGACAGAUUAUCAUUCCCAAUUACAAAAAACAAGAUUUGUCCUAAAUCAUUAUCAUCUGUUGGAGUUCAAACAGACCCGUGUUUAAAAAAAAUAAAAAAUGAUGAGUAUUCGCAUUCUUCAAAGACUAGACCUAUGGAUCCAGUUUCUUUAUAUCAAUUUUACCAAUCUGAAUGGCACAAUCAUAAAGUGCCCGGAGAAAAAAGUCAUGAUCAGCUAAGAUGGAAUGUUAGACAAAUGAUGAAACGUAAAUAAAUGUUAUAUAUACAAGACUUUAACAAUAAUAAAUUUUAAUUUUACUAA